GAAUCGUCGCGGCUGGACCGUUUCUCGAUUGAAUUACGACAACCAUUGUUCGCGAUUCGCAAUUAUAUCGAUAUUCUGUUACUGUUUUAAUCCUGUGACCUUUGUGUUGUGUUUGACGGAUACCGAACCGGUCAGGAAGUACACCACUUCAAAGAAGAUCAAACGAGCCGUCAAUCCAGAGUUAUUAAAUGAUUCAAUCAUAAAAACAAACAUGCAAGAUUCAACUAAACAUUGAGACACAGAUGUGCGACACACAAGAUUCAGUAGAACACAUACAAAACACAACGGAAAUGCAAACAGUCGUGUCAAAUUGUAUGCCGGAUAUUGGGAAUGUAGACUCGAAUGAUACAUAUGCAGAGUACGCAGAUAUAUGUGGUUCAGAGGGUAAAAUUAACGUUGAUGAUGAUAGAGAUAUAGAAAUUGACGUAACAGAAACAAUAGACGAUCAGAAAACUGAUAAAAACGGUGAAUGGCAAUGCGAAAGUAAAAAACAAGAGACGUACGAAAGUAGGGAUCCAUUUGACUCGUGGCAUCCACACGUUUAUGGAAAACCUCCGAAGAUGCCGACACCACACACCAUAGAAUUCAUCCUUGGGUUGAAUAAGGAUUCUAAGAAGACUGUUAGUUCAUUAAUGAGUGUCAAAAGGUUCGGUCAUGAGAGGGACAAUAAGUUAGUGCAGAACAGACUGCAAGAACAGUUGCUGCAGCGGAGUAGGAAUAGUGAUAGUGCCAGUGUUAAGGAAGAACCUUUAAACUUGUCUGUGCCUAAGACUUGGAGUGAAGAAGAGAAAUUCACUAGAGAUUCAAAGCUAAUAAAACGCAAGAAGUCAACAGAUGAUGUCCGAUCACCCCUUGGUGGCGAAGGAUCCAUGACAAGUGAAGAAGGAGAGGAUGCAGGUGUUGGUAGACGCAAGAAGGCAAGAACCACUUUCACUGGACGACAGAUCUUUGAGCUGGAGAAGUUGUUCGAGGUUAAGAAAUAUUUGUCGUCAGGCGAGAGAGCAGAUAUGGCGAAACUUCUUAAUGUGACUGAGACACAGGUAAAAAUCUGGUUUCAAAACAGAAGAACGAAGUGGAAAAAGAAAGAUAACGUCAGCAACGCGGAAGUAGCCGAAAUGAAGCAGAACAAGCCAGAAGAUAAAAAAGAAGAUAAAGAGGAUCCGCUGGCGAUAGAUAUGUCCAAGAAGACCUGCAACAAAAUUCUCAGCGAGAAGCUUAAAACCAAACCCACUCAGAAUGUCCUUCCUAAACCAAGAAGGGUGGAGAAAGGCGUGGUUUUAGAAACGAUAUGUGACGUCAAUGACAUAGAGAGUAGAAUAUCAAUAACAAAGAUAACAAAUAAGCUAUCGAAUACAGAUCUCUCGGAGAGUGUCACAGUCAAAAGUUUUCACCCAGAAGAAGAAAGAAUAGAAUCAAAUAGAGAAUGCGUUAAUGAGAUGUAAGGGGCUGGAUUUGCGAUCUCUACAUUUCACAGAAAUUAAAUUUGUUUCAUAGAACUAAAUUAUAUGGCAACACGAAAUGCCUUCCAAAAUUGUAUACGACUAGAUAGAUAUUGUACUUUACCGUGUAUAAUGUUCAGUUCAAAAGUUUUUGUCACAAAUUGUAUAAAUAUGUAAAUUAAUUAAUCUAUGAAAACUGUAAGAGAUCGCAAACCGAUUUCGAUUUUGGAAUAACUAGUUUGCAAAACUAAACACAAAACUAUUAGAAGCUCUUUUAAUUUGUAUGAGAAAGUUUGCUGACCUAAGUUGAACACGUUUAGUCGGCUUCGUUUAUUUUUUUUAUAAUAGUAAAUUCUAAAAUUUAUUUCGACUUCUUACGUGUGAAUAUAAUUUAUCAGAACCAGGAUAUUUGAAAAACUAAUCAACCGAUUUUGGUGCAAUUUGGAAUUUACCCUUUAUUAAAGGGUAAAUUCCAACAAUUCCAACUAAUAGUUGGAACGUAAUUUCUGGUGAAGACUUACGAAAUUUAGCAAUUUAAACAAUUCCUCCUUUUUGAAGCCGGUUAAAAAUAAGUUUACGUUUAGUGUAAUCAAGUAUGGAUGGAUUUGAUGGUUAAAUGUGGACAAAUUUCUCGCGAAUCAUAAUUUUGAUAAGAAAAUUUUAAUUUCUUCUGUAAAUUAUAAGUAAAGUCAAUCACGUCAGUAUUUUGUUUUUGUAUAAUUAUUUUACCGAUAAAUCAGUGUUAGUUUAGUACUGUGUUAAUUAAGUUCUUAUUAAAAAUUAAUACUCAUAGGGUUUUGCGAGUCAAACAUACAUAUAAUAAGUAACAAAUUGUAAUUUUCGGAAAAAGGGUAAUAAAUAGUGACUAAAUUCUGAGCCAAAUAAUUGUAAUUGUAUCUAUCUAUAAUGUAGUAAUGUAUUAUUCAAGCUUUCUUAUCUGAUAUUUUAUCAAAGAUGUUAAAUAUUUUAAACGAGUGUGAUUUUGGUUGUCUAUAUAUAGAACCUUAUUUCAUAAAAGAAGUCGCGCAAAUUACCUUUUCAUAGAUGGAAAAAUCAUUCAAUAAAUUCUCAGGUAUUGAAAUAUGUACAAUAAGAAACUAUUUUGAAUAGUCUGGCGCAAGUUGCUAUGAGAAAAUACCUUGGGAUUUAUUAUUCUCUGUACCAGUAUAUAGCGACAUCUUUUUAUACAAUUCAUAAUAUUUUUUCAUAUAACACUUGCGUAUUUAUGUGCCCUGAAACCGAUAUACUUAAAAUCAAUGAUAUCAUCUGAAAAAGUAUUAUUAAAAUAGGUUUUAAAUAUUAGAAGGAAUAUGUUUUAAUUAGUUACUCAACAGAUGGCGUUUGUGCAAUAAAGCUUAAAAUGGAGAAUAA
Pieris rapae (cabbage white) is the source of this 2810-nucleotide messenger RNA. It is a transcript of the gene NK7.1, whose product is annotated as paired box protein 6 homolog. Gene Ontology annotation, biological process: regulation of transcription by RNA polymerase II; cell differentiation. Gene Ontology annotation, cellular component: nucleus. The record is from RefSeq and is a predicted model, not a curated record. The coding region runs from base 243 to 1442 and encodes 399 amino acids. Lineage: Eukaryota; Metazoa; Arthropoda; Insecta; Lepidoptera; Pieridae. Gene Ontology annotation, molecular function: DNA-binding transcription factor activity, RNA polymerase II-specific; RNA polymerase II cis-regulatory region sequence-specific DNA binding. The transcript is spliced from 4 exons.